Molecule: messenger RNA, 2924 nt
Organism: Osmerus eperlanus (European smelt)
Lineage: Eukaryota; Metazoa; Chordata; Actinopteri; Osmeriformes; Osmeridae
Gene: cpne5a
Product: copine Va
Exons: 21
Coding region: 312-2054 (580 amino acids)
Biological process (GO): cellular response to calcium ion
Cellular component (GO): plasma membrane
Molecular function (GO): calcium-dependent phospholipid binding
Source: RefSeq, a predicted model, not a curated record
AGAGAUCAUUCUUAGCCUGAAGACAGUGAAGUUCAUUUCGGUGAGUUGGUGGGACUCUUCAUGAAUCUCUUACCAUUACGGUCGGUUUACAUUCAACACACGCUUUCCAUUUCGUUUUUAAAUCACUUGAAGAACAUUUAGGAGAUUUGGCAGAUCUAUUUCCAGCUCCCGCAUUGCCGUUAGUUAUUUAUCCGGUCUUUAGUGCGCUCGCUGCUCACCCGCGCCUGGCUGAGGGUGUGAGGGCAGAAGCUAGACACACGUUUGCGGCCAGGCUGUGCGAACCAGGGAGCUGGCCCGGUUCUCCCGCGUGCAUGGAGGGAGACGUUAUGGACAAACUGGAGGCCAUGGCUGCAGUCUGUGACUUCGACCCCAUCACAGGGAGCAUCCCAGCCACUAAAGUGGAAAUCACCGUUUCAUGCAGAGAUCUGUUGGACCGAGACACGUUCUCCAAAUCAGAUCCAUUGGUCGUCCUGUAUACCCAGGGAGUGGAGACCAAGCAGUGGCGCGAGUUUGGAAGAACCGAGGUGAUUGACAACACACUAAACCCAGACUUUGUCAGGAAGUACAUUCUGGACUACUUUUUCGAGGAGAAGCAGAACCUGCGCAUUGACGUAUAUGAUAUUGAUUCCAAAAGUCCAGAUCUGGCCAAACAUCCCUGCGACUUCAACGACUUCCUGGGCCAGGUGUUCUGCACCCUGGGGGAGAUUGUAGGCUCACCCGCCAGUCGCCUGGAGAAGCCUCUGGGUGGGAUACCUGGUAAAAAAUGUGGCACCAUUAUCUUGUCUGCCGAGGAGUUGGGAAACUGCAGAGAUUGCGCCACCAUGCAGUUCUGUGCAAACAAGCUGGACAAAAAGGACUUCUUCGGAAAGUCAGAUCCCUUCAUGGUCUUCUACAGGAGUAACGAGGAUGGGACGUUCACUAUCUGCCAUAAGACUGAAGUGGUAAAGAAUACACUCAACCCUGUGUGGCAGGCCUUCUCCAUUCCUGUCAGGGCACUGUGCAAUGGAGACUAUGACAGAACAAUCAAGGCUGAAGUGUAUGAUUGGGACAGAGAUGGCAGCCACGACUUCAUUGGUGAAUUCACCACCAGCUACCGAGAGCUUUCCCGAGGUCAGAGCCAGUUCAACGUCUACGAGGUGUUCAAUGCCAAGAAGAAGAUCAAGAAGAAGAGGUACAUGAACUCCGGGACGGUGUCAUUGCUGUCAUUCUCUGUGGAGGCGGAGCACACCUUCCUGGACUACAUCAAAGCAGGAACCCAAAUUCACUUCACAGUGGCCAUUGAUUUCACAGCAUCCAAUGGUAACCCAUCCCAGUCCACCUCCCUCCACUACAUGAACCCAUACCAGAUGAACGCUUAUGCCAUGGCCUUGAAGGCAGUGGGGGAGAUCAUACAGGACUACGACAGUGACAAGAUGUUCCCCGCCCUGGGCUUCGGGGCCAAGCUGCCCCCUGACGGGAGGGUGUCCCAUGAGUUCCCCCUGAACGGCAACAUUGACAACCCCUACUGUAACGGGAUGGAGGGAAUCCUGGAGUCUUACCAUCAGAGUCUGAAGACAGUACAACUUUAUGGACCCACCAACUUCGCUCCGGUUGUCAAUCACGUUGCGAGCUACGCUGCAGCUGUGCAGGACGGUUCCCAGUACUUCGUCCUGCUCAUCAUCACCGACGGCGUCAUAUCAGACAUGGCCCACACCAAGGAGGCCAUCGUCAAGGCCGCUAAACUUCCUAUGUCUAUCAUCAUUGUUGGAGUGGGACAGGCCGAGUUUGAUGCAAUGGUGGAACUGGACGGUGAUGACAUCAGGAUCUCCUCCAGGGGGAAGCUGGCAGAGAGAGACAUUGUACAGUUUGUCCCGUUCAGAGACUACAUGGACCGCACUGGCAACCAUGUCCUGAGCAUGGCCAGGCUGGCCAAGGACGUACUGGCGGAGAUCCCCGAUCAGCUCAUCUCCUACAUGAAGAGCCGUGGGAUCAAGCCCUGCCCCCCCCCGCCUACCUAUGAGCCCGACGAGGAUGAAGAUGAGGACGACCACCAUGCCCAGACCAUGCCCAUCUGAGACCAACCCAAACCAUGGUGGUGGAAGGAGGGGGAAAGAGCAGGAGGAGGAGGGGUAGGGAGGUGGGAUGGGAGGUGGCAGGGGGGGCACUGCCAGACGAACCCCUUGAUUCCUAGAUCUCCCCCCCACCCCGAGCCCACUUUAAUUGAGAAAUGAAACACUUGGAAGCACCUUCGUUAAUAUUUAUUUGGUUGUCAUGUCGAACAGAUUAAUAAGACUCCAUUUUGUUUUCGGAGCAACAUUUUGCUUUUUCUGGGAGGGGGAGGGAGGGAGAGUGGGUCGGAAUACGGGGAAACUAGCUGAAGCUGAAGAUCAGGGAGUUUCUUCUUUUUGAGCAUUCUGUCUGCAGGUUGCACAGAGAGCUGAGAGGAGAAGAACAUGAGGAAAAGGCGGAGACGAAAAGCAGUGUGCUAUAGAGGGAUGUUAGGUGUUUGCUGUCAAAAUGGUGAGGUGGUGGAUCGCAUACCCUUCUAGUGGGGACGAUAUCAAUAUAUUAGAAUGUGCCAGUGUGUAUCAUGUUUGUGGAUAUGAUCCGUUUGGAAUUGGUGUGUGUUGGAAUAGGGAAAUCAUCUGUAUGCUUAUUUAUUUAUUUAUUGUAAAAACAACUAUUUAUUCAUGUCUGGGAUCUAAAAUCCAAUUUCUCCCACACAUAUUUCCAUACUAUUUUCAAAUCAGUGAUAAAAUAUCCUUUUUUAACUUUUGAGAAUAAUAUAAAAGCAUGUGAUAGAGAAUUUAGUCAUAGUUGUUAUUGAUCAAGAAUGCUUUACACUAUUGACCGUAGCCUUUAGUCUACAGUAUGCAGAGGAUCAUGUUCCAGUACGUAAUCAUAUGCUCAUUUAUCAACCAAAUAUUUUUUUUCCAAUUCAUCAA